This is a messenger RNA of Penicillium canariense, 1131 nucleotides long. RefSeq names its product putative transcriptional regulator. The coding region runs from base 1 to 1131 and encodes 376 amino acids. The record is from RefSeq and is a predicted model, not a curated record. NCBI's taxonomy places the organism in Eukaryota, Fungi, Ascomycota, Eurotiomycetes, Eurotiales, Aspergillaceae. Gene Ontology annotation, cellular component: nucleus. The transcript is spliced from 2 exons.
AUGGCGCCGAAAUAUAGCUUGUCCGAUUCCGAGUCAGAAGCGGAGGUAAACAUACCUGCAGUGCCUUCCGACAAUGCACUGGAGCAAGGCUUGCGCGAUGAGGUCGCGGCGAAGUUCAAGUCGGGAAACAUGGCGGAGUUGACCGUAAAGCGCGUGCGCUUCGCUGUUGAAGAGAAGCUGGGUCUUGAGCAAGGGUUCUUCAGGACUACAGGCGACUGGAAAGCAAAAAGUGAAAAGAUCAUCAAGGACGAAUUUCAAGUACAAGAGAGUGCGCCGCAGCAGGAAACCGAGCCACGCGAUUUAUCACCGUCACCUCCUCCCCUAGCGAAGAAAAAAGCAGCGCCUAAGCGAUCCAAGGGCGAAAGCGCGCCAAAGCCAAGAAAGCGCCAAAAGACCCAAACACCGAUCUCAGAGGAGGAUGAGCUAUCGGAGCUAUCGGAGCUAUCGGAGCCAUCUAGUGGCGAGAGCGAGCAGGAAGCCAAAAAGCCCAAGAAGCGCGCAAUACCUGUGAAAAGGAUUGCCUCGUCGAAACCUGCCACAGAGCCUUCCCCCGAAGGGUCCGACGCCGAAGAUGCCGGUGAUGCCAACCCCACUGCAGAGUUGACCAAGGAUGAUUCCGAGAGCGAGAUGUCCAUUGUGCUGGACGAAGAGCCUAAGCCCAAGCCCGUACGUAAGCGCAAGAGCAGCGAGGGUGCUCCCAAAAAAGCGGCCCCGAAAAAAGAAAAGAAGGUCGCCUCUAAAGGCAGCAAAGAGGAGGAGCUUGACCCUGACCAAGCAGAGAUCAGGCGGCUACAGGGGUGGCUGGUCAAGUGCGGAAUCCGUAAGAUGUGGUGGCGGGAGCUGCAGCCAUAUGAGACUCCGAAAGCGAAGAUAAAGCAUCUCAAACAGAUGCUGGAGGAUGUGGGAAUGACGGGUCGAUAUUCCCUGGAAAAAGCUCGGCAGAUCCGUGACGAGCGUGAGCUCAAGGCAGACUUGGAGCAGAUCCAACAGGGCGCGAAGCAAUGGGGGACAGGGACUGGAGGUGAAGGCAAUGAAGAUGAAGGUAGUGACGGGGGUGCUCCUCCACGCCGUGCUGCUCGUGGACGACAGGCGCUGGCGUUCCUGGAGAGCGAUGGAGAAGAAACUGAUUAA